Molecule: messenger RNA, 1232 nt
Organism: Mytilus californianus (California mussel)
Lineage: Eukaryota; Metazoa; Mollusca; Bivalvia; Mytilida; Mytilidae
Exons: 2
Coding region: 8-829 (273 amino acids)
Source: RefSeq, a predicted model, not a curated record
AUCUAACAUGGCUGCCCAAGGACCAUUACUACCAGCUAUAAUAGGUUAUGGCCUAUUCCAGCUGUUUGAGGACGACGAAGAAGAAAAAUUGCAAUUAUAUCUUUUACAGACUGAAUUGGAGAGUGCUCGAAAGGAGAGAGUGAAAACUCAAGGUUAUUUUGAAGUAACAAUACCCCGCUAUCUACCAGACACUUUCCAGAGGUUUUUUAGAGUAUCUCGAAAUACUUUUGAAAUUUUGUGCCAACAACUAGGUGCAUGUCCGGAAAUGCGUACACGUGUAUAUAGAGGUGGUAGAGAAGAACUCCCACUCCAUAAAAAAGUCUUGCGGGUUCUGCGUUACCUUGCGUCCCAAGAGACUAUCUUGGAAAUAAGUGACAAGUUUAAUGUGACUGAGUAUACGCUUUUGAAAUAUAGAAGACAAGUUUUAGAUGCAGUCUAUAACAACAUGAUGGGAAGGAUUAUAACUUGGCCGACGCAAAAUGAAUUACCCAAUGUCGCUCAACGGUUUAACGACAUGGGUCAAAAUCAAUUUCCAGGGGUAAUUGGUGCUAUAGAUGGCACACAUAUACCGAUAGAGGCCCCAAGAGAAAACCCACAAGCCUACUUCAACAGAAAAAAAUUUCACUCGGUGAUUCUACAAGCAGUUUGCAAAGACAAUAUGGAAAUCAUAGACAUCAAUGUUGGAUGGCCGGGUCAUGUCCACGAUGCGAAGGUUUUAAGAAAUUCAACUGUAUGGGAAGAUGGAGAUAGAAUUUCAGGGUAUGGACGCUUCCAUCUAAUUGGAGACGGAGCCUAUCCACUGAGGAGAUGGCUACUUACUCCAUUUUGAGAUAACGGGCAUUUGACCGCCGAACAGAAAAAAUUCAACAAAAGUUUAUCUUCAAAGAGACAAGUGAUUGAAAGAAGUUUUGGACUUUUAAAGGGCCGUUUCAGGAGACUUAAACACAUCAAUAUGAUUGACAUUAAAGAAAUAUGCAAUGUUGUAUGUACAGCAGUUGUUUUUCAUAAUAUUUGUAUAUCAAAUGGUGAGAAUUUGGAAGAGUUAUGGAAGAGGACGAUGAUUUAAUGCCACCUAUUAAUCCCCUAUUUGAGCAACAGGAGCGAAAUGCAGAAGGGGCUUUGAAGAGAUUUAAUAUGGCCAACAGGUUAAGAUUUCUUUGAAGUAAUGUAGACAUGAACAUUUGUAAUGUGUAGGCCAAGUUUACCAAAUUAUCAAUCUUUAUCUUGCUAAA